Pelagomonas calceolata is the source of this 1315-nucleotide messenger RNA. Lineage: Eukaryota; Pelagophyceae; Pelagomonadales; Pelagomonadaceae. The record is from the annotation of a GenBank genome assembly.
AUGACCGCCGGCCGCCGCUCGCAUUCAUCCUUCCAGGUGCGGGACGACCGGGACCUCCAAGAGCUCCUGGCCUACGUCCGCACGUUACAAGACCGGGAGGGCGAGCUCAUCGAGUCCGUCCGCGUCCUGCGGCGGAAGUACCACGCGUGCAAGGCAGAGAACCGGAACCUGGUCUGGAACAAGCUCUCGUCAAGUGUCAUCACGGACCUGCCUCCGGUCAAUUCGAAUCUGGAGGAAACGUGCGAACGGGUUGGUGUUUAUGCGCUGGGCGCGCCUUGUGGGAGAGGAGCGUCGGCCACGGUUCGCUCGGGUACGCAUACGGAGAGUGGUGUCAAUGUGGCUAUCAAAGUCGUGGAGAAGGCCGGCGUUACACGUUUUAGGGGUUUAGAACGGUUGAGGAACGAGAUCGACCACACACGCAUGUGCCACUCAUCACAUGUCGCGUCGUUGCUAGAUGUGAUCCACGCGCCGGAUCGGUUGUAUUUGGUGCUGGAGCACGGCGGCGUCGACUUAUAUAGGCACGCGGACCGAUGUGAUAUAGAUGAACUCCAAGCUAGGAACUUACUCGAACCUAUAACGCGAGCUUUAUGUAUCCUCCAGUCACAACAUAUCGUGCACCACGACCUGAAGGGCGAGAACGUCUUGAUCGAUGCCCAUAAUGUUGUAAGAUUGACGGACUUUGGGCUGUCGGAGAGGUAUGAAAGCGACCAACGAGGACGAGCGUUUUGCGGCUCGCCCGGGUUCUACGCGCCGGAGGUCGCGACGGGCGAUUAUGAUCCGUGGAAGGUGGACGUGUGGGCCUUGGGUUGUGUGGCUUUGGAAUUACUUACGGGGCGGGACUGGUUUGAAGAAUUUUGGCUGCAGCACUACCACAACUCGGACGGGAAGGUCGAUCGACUGAGAAGGAAGCUCGGGCCAGCUACUGCCGCUGCUGCUCGAUUGUUGGCCGAGCGAGGUGUUUCGGACGAGGGCGUCGCCUUCCUAUUGUCUUGUUUGAAUCCGGACGCGGAAACGAGGCCGGACGCCUCCGCCAUAUCGACGCACGGCUGGUUCUCGACAUCAUUACAUAAACGACCGCCGCCCAUCCAGGCGCCCCCAUCGACGCCGGAGAAGCCCCUGCGCAAGGCCCAGAAGCAACACGUCGUCACGCCGUCGGCGUCGCCGACGCUCGCGCUCACGACGCCUACGGUCCCGCAGCGCAAGUUCUUCCCCAUGCUGCCCGCGUCGCCGCGGCCCGCCGGCGGCUGAGCUGCCUCUCGCCCGCCCCCCUGUGCCCCCGCCCCCACGUUUAGUAAGUACCGAGCAACGCAUAUAG